Messenger RNA from Camellia sinensis, 1032 nucleotides. RefSeq lists its product as uncharacterized. Lineage: Eukaryota; Viridiplantae; Streptophyta; Magnoliopsida; Ericales; Theaceae. The record is from RefSeq and is a predicted model, not a curated record.
CAUUACACAAAGGAAUAAGCAGCAAGACAAAGGAGUUUCCUCAGUUAUUGCUAACACAUUUCAGCAAUCUCAGAUAUGGCUACAACAACAACAAAUCCAAAAAUAAGCUUGAAACUUCUCAUAGACACCAACUCCAACAAGGUUCUCUUCGCCGAGGCCGGAAAGGACUUUGUCGACCUCCUCUUUGGCCUCCUCGCGCUUCCCCUAGGUACCUUCUUGGCACUUCUGACCGAACAUGAUGACACGGCUGCUACAUUUGGGUCGUUGAGCAGAGUCUACCAGAGUGUCCAAAACCUAGACAAUGACUAUCUACAACCAAACCAGACCAAAGACACCCUCUUAACACCCAAGAUUGGUGCAUCUAACACUGCCCAAACCCCUCUGUUGAAGCAAUUUUUAGAAAUGGCAGACUCACCAAACCAGACCAACUCCAGUCAGAGUCAGAGUCAGUAUGAUUACUAUCAGAGAAAUGCGAAUGCGAAUAUGGUGCACGGGUAUGUUAAAGGAGUGGUGACUUACAUGGUGAUGGAUGAUCUCACGGUCAAACCUAUGUCCUCCAUUUCUAGUAUUGCUCUUCUCAACAUUCUUAAGGUCAAGGACAUUACCAGCCUCCAAGAGAAGACAGUGACGGUUGACAUGGACGAGGGUUUGAAGCUGUUCAUGAAGGCCUUCUCUAAGUCUACUACAGUCCUCACAGAUAUGUUCCUUCCAAUAAAGCCCAAUGUGAACAAAGACCAGGGAUCCUGUCAACUUCAAGAAUGCUUCAAUGCUUGAUUUAGGUUGCUAUUAUAAUUAAGAAGAAAAAAAAUUAAAAGUUAGUAAUUUUAGUGUCAGUCCAUCUUAAUGGGUAUGGCAAGAGCCAUUUUUAGACGACAGUGCCUUUGGGUGUGUUUGAUCUUUGUCGCUGGAUUGUGAGUGAAUUGUGUAUUUGAUCUAAAAACUCUUUCUUCCUGUUCUCCUUUCUCUUCUGAUCUUUUUGGUUCUGUAAAUUCAGGUUCUUACUUCUUACUAUGUGACAUUUCAUUUUGGCCA